GCAUCCAAUGCAGGCUCCGUUGCCAACGUCACGCGCCCGCAACAACCCAUCGUACUCGCGGGGGCAGUACAGAAAUUCAGAGGUAACCGGACUAGACGGUCAGCGAAACGUCCUCGACAGGGUCGCCCAGUACUAGCAGUAGUACUAUAUCAGCACGUUAGAACCUAACUUCGUCAACGACAAAUCAACGAUGAAAUUCUUGCUGGCAACACUUCUGCUUGCAGCGCUCCUGCUUGAAACGGUACCACAAACAGCAUCCCGCGCAGCCGAUGAUGGAAAAUACAGCAAGCGAAAAUAUAUCAACGGAAAUCACGGAAAAUAUAGACACACCAAUGAAGGUGACUAUGUAGAAGAUUUGGAUCGUUACCGCUAUGUUCACUACGACGAUGGCGAUCGGGGGCGCUACAUCCAUGUGCACAUCCCGUACGAUGGUGGUUACGGUAACUACGAGGGGGGACACGAACCCUUCCGUAACCCUCCGUAUGAUGCCACUGGAUUGUACGCGUACGUGCAAAGACCGAAAAAUGACACUUGUCUGCGGUUGAUCGAACAAUACUUUAACACUUGCAGCGAUUCCAACGUUGGCAGUGGUCCGUUCCGAUCCAAUGAGUACGAUAUCAAGAAACCCUCUCUGUACCUGGAGUACGGGACACCCUAUCCGGAGCUUAACUAUGGUGCAUCAACGCACCGGAUAAAGCAGACGGCACCAUCGGCAGAACUGGAUCCACGAGUGUCCAACUUUCCAGCUACCGGAUACCUUCCGGCAUUGAAAACGCCUUCUGAUCCGAGCAAUCCGAAUGAAUUAGUGACGAAACAGCGAAAGCAAGUUUCACCGCUCAGCAUUGAAAUUGAUGCUCUACCGCCUUUGACGAGUCCGCGUACUGAUGAUACUAAGAUUCGACUUAUCACGGAAGUUUCCGGCACCAUUUUUAGCAGUACGACGGAGCAAUCCACUUCCCCUGUCUCGUUCGCAUCACUCAGUUCAGCGAGAGAGACAACAACUAAACAACAGCUGCAACAAUGUCGAGCAGAACUGGAAGAAUCACAGCAAAAAUUAAGCCGCUGUGCAACUUAGGUUUAUCUCUUAAGCAUUUUUUAAGCGAAACCAGUUUGAAUGUGAACUAUAGACAAUGGAAUGCUUGUGUUGUAGGUUGACAGUUAAAACUGAAGUAUUAAUAGUAGCGUAAAUGUAUUUAUUGCAUUCGAUGUACCUAAUAAAUAAACAGUAACGCGAUUGGUGUAGUCUCAGUGAAAAUAUUUACGUUUGUCUAUGAUCAUUUGCAACGCUGUUCUGUUUUGUUCUAGUUUGUUCAUCCUACCACAAAACGUUAUUAAAAGAGAAAAAUUCUAAAAUCAUUCUAUGCAGCUCUUCUUCUAUACUUUCCUCACAUUCAAUCUACAGUGUCAAUUCUAAAGAAAAUAAACAGGCGAAUAGUAAAUUAGUUACUCACGGUUUUGCAGUGCACGAUCUGUCCGUUUGGCGCCCCAUGAUUUUUUGAUGCAUACGAAUUCCUGUUCCAUUUUUUGCAAUGCGACAACAAUGAUUAAGUUAUUUUUUUAAAACAACACAGAUCCACAAUGGGGAGGCAGAAGAUUAUGAUAAAAUGUGCCCAGUGACACAUCAAUGAGAUUUUAUAUUUCCCCUUGAGAAUUUGUUAACGAAUUCACUAAUGCAGAAGACCUGUUCUCCUAGUUUUUUUGUUUAGUAUUCUCCAUGUUAUGUUUUAGCAUAUUUUCACAGCCUCCGGCGAUGGUUGUUCAGAAUACAGGUCAGCUGUUAGUGUGAUGUUUAUUUAUAAUUCCGUCCUAUUAGCGCCACCACUCAAAUUGCAGUUAAUUUGUGAAGUUUUACACAUUUUCGAUUUCAAACUAAAUACAUCGUUGCCUUCGCAUGCCUUGUCAUAGAUAAAAUAAACGAAAAGAAGAAAUUAGUUUGACUCUUACGAACGACCGGUAUGGUUCGGAGUUUAUUUUGGUCUUUGUUUUGAAUGUUGAAAAACUCAAAUUACCAUCACGC
Messenger RNA from Wyeomyia smithii (pitcher-plant mosquito), 2017 nucleotides. RefSeq lists its product as uncharacterized. NCBI's taxonomy places the organism in Eukaryota, Metazoa, Arthropoda, Insecta, Diptera, Culicidae. The record is from RefSeq and is a predicted model, not a curated record. The transcript is spliced from 4 exons. Bases 191 to 1075 code for a protein of 294 amino acids.